AUGGUGGGGAGCGCGGUGAACGGCGGAAAGGCGGACAAGGACUGGAGUGGCAUUGUGGGCUUCUUCCACCCGUUCUGCAAUGCAGGAGGCGGCGGCGAGCGCGUCCUCUGGGCCGCCAUCCGCGCAACCCAGAAGCGCUGGCCGGAAGCUGUCUGCGUAGUCUACACGGGCGACCACGACGUCGACAAGGCUGCGAUUCUCAAGCGCGUCAAGGACCGCUUCAACAUCCACCUCCAUCCGCCGACCGUACACUUCCUCUACCUGACCACGCGCCACUAUGUCCUCGCCAGCACCUGGCCGCGCUUCACACUGCUGGGUCAGUCGAUAGGCUCCAUCAUACUCGCAUACGACGCCUUCUCGCUGCUGGUCCCCGACAUCUUCAUCGACACCAUGGGAUAUGCCUUCUCGCUCGCCUUCUCGAGCCUCCUCUUCCCUUCCGUGCCCACCGGCGCAUACGUCCACUACCCCACCAUCUCCACCGACAUGCUCGACUCGCUCAACGAAGGAGGCCAAGGCGUGAACGCAGGAGCAGGACAAGGCUACCGCGGCCUGGCAAAGCGCCAGUACUGGACCCUCUUCGCCGCGCUGUACAGCAAGGUCGGCAGCCUCAUCGACGUUGUUAUGACAAACUCCACCUGGACCCAAACCCACAUCAAAUCCCUCUGGGGCCCGUACCGCCAUCGCAGAAACAAGACCACCGACCACGACAUCGACGUCGUGUUUCCGCCCGUCGCAGUCGAAGAACUCGAAACCGAGGUCACCGUCUCAGACGAAAGCGAAACCCAGCGUGGACCCUACCUGCUCUACAUCGCGCAGUUCCGCCCUGAAAAGAACCACACCCUCAUCCUCCAAGCUUUUGCCCAAUUCGCCAGCUCGAACCCUAAAUUGCCAUCCUACCCCGGGCAGCGCCCGAAGCUGGUGCUUAUAGGCUCCGUGCGCGACUCAGACGACGCGACUCGCGUGUACAAGCUGAGAUUACUAGCGCACGAGCUGGGCGUCAAAGACGACGUCGAGUUCGUCUGCGAUGCGCCCUGGCCGCAAAUGCUGGAGUGGAUGCGCAAAGCCAGCGUCGGCGUAAACUGCAUGUGGAACGAGCACUUUGGCAUUGGCGUCGUCGAGUACCAAGCUGCCGGUCUUAUAUCCGUGGUGAACAACUCGGGAGGCCCGAAGUUGGACAUCGUCGUUCGGGUUGAUGGGAAGCCUACUGGUAAGUUGCUCUGUCCUUUGUUUCUAGGCCGUGAAGAUAUGGGUACUGACGUUGAGGUAGGGUUUCAUGCGUCUACAGCCGAGGAAUAUGCCGAGGGGUUCCGCAAGGCGCUCUCGUUGAGUAGAGAGGAGACGCUGGCGAUGCGAAAGCGCGCGAGGAAGUCUGCGGAAAGGUUCACGGAUCGCGGGUUCGCAGAGAAGUGGUUGGGAAAUAUGGAUCGGUUGGUGAGGCUGCAGGUUGCAAGGAAGGAUAGGUAG
Messenger RNA from Paraphaeosphaeria sporulosa, 1464 nucleotides. RefSeq names its product UDP-Glycosyltransferase/glycogen phosphorylase. Gene Ontology annotation, cellular component: endoplasmic reticulum membrane. Lineage: Eukaryota; Fungi; Ascomycota; Dothideomycetes; Pleosporales; Didymosphaeriaceae. The record is from RefSeq and is a predicted model, not a curated record. Gene Ontology annotation, biological process: protein N-linked glycosylation. The transcript has 2 exons. Bases 1 to 1464 code for a protein of 487 amino acids. Gene Ontology annotation, molecular function: GDP-Man:Man(3)GlcNAc(2)-PP-Dol alpha-1,2-mannosyltransferase activity.